CAACCAAACCAUAUCCUAAAUACACGAUGUCAUCCCCUGUGUGGACUGCAACCGUGCAAGCUAGUGCCCUGGCAGCUGUUUCUAAUGGCAUAGGGCAGAUUAUAACCAACCAACGGACCAAAGGAAAGGCCUCAUCAUCUAUUAGUUUGUCAGCGCUGGUGCGCUUCAUGAUUGUUUCGGGGCUCUGUACCCCGCCCAACUACAAAUUCCAACUGGCUCUUGAAAAGCACUUCCCGAGCGAUGUCGGCGCGAACGGCUCGAUGGAUAGAAAAUCCAUUAUCAAUACCGUGAUUAAACUGGCGAUUGAUCAAACCGUAGCGUUGGUUCUGAAUUGCGUGUUUUAUAUUGUUGGCAUGUGUGUAUUGGAGGGGAACAGUUAUGCCCAGAUCAAAGCAGCAUUAAAACAGGGUCUCGGGCCUAUGAUCCGUGCAUCAUACAAAUUUUGGCCGGCUGUGACCCUUUUAAACUUAGUUGCUGUCCCUGUUGAGCAGAGAACGCUGGUCGGUAACAUUGCAGGCUUCUUCUGGGGUAUUUAUGUUAGCUUUAGCGAUUUCGCAUGAUUGUUUUGCUAUUGGAUACCUUCUUGGCUCUGGUUCGGUCCUAUUUACAUGCCGGACAUUUCAAGCCCAGAGAAGAAAGUAGAACGCUUCGGAUGAAAGAAGAUAAUUUAUCCAACCUAAUUAAAACUGUCCACACGAGG
Messenger RNA from Aspergillus ochraceoroseus IBT 24754, 700 nucleotides. RefSeq names its product Mpv17/PMP22 family protein. Bases 27 to 560 code for a protein of 177 amino acids. The record is from RefSeq and is a predicted model, not a curated record. NCBI's taxonomy places the organism in Eukaryota, Fungi, Ascomycota, Eurotiomycetes, Eurotiales, Aspergillaceae. Gene Ontology annotation, cellular component: membrane; cytoplasm. The transcript is spliced from 3 exons.